AAAAAUUGUGGCGAUGUCAAUCAUGAGUGAGCUGGACAUGCUCCUGCUCGAGGAGGAGGAGGAUGGCGACUUUUUCCUGCGGCCAGUGCAGCACGUCGCGUCAUCUGCCGAGGCCAGCGACCGCAACAGCGCCGAGACAGUUGGCGAUAACCUCGAUGCGCGUCUUUUUCAAAUGGGCCUUCCACGCAUGAGCCUCGGCAAUCUUGGUAUUGCAGCCGAGCUUCAGAAUCAGCUUGCGGCCACUGUCAACCUUAUUUUAGACCGCCUCCAUGAGCGCAAGAGUGUGCGCCACGAUCUGGAAGACAAUCUCUCGCGGGCCCGCGAUGACGUGUCACAGCUGGAGCUGGAACGGCAACAAGCCCGCGCAAGAAUUGAGCAGCUGGAACGAGAAGCAGCCAAGCAAACAGAGGAGAUGCGUCAAUUGAAGCUUAAACUUCAGCGCGCGCAACAAGCAAGCAAAGAGGCCGAGGAAACUGCACGCCGUGCGCAGGCCAAUGCCACACAAAAGAUAACACAAUUUGAGCACAUUCGCCGACGGUCAGAGCAGGAACAUGAUGCCCUGAAGAGCAAAUAUGACCAAAUGCUGCGUCAACGAGGUUCAUCCAAUGCGUUUGAGACGCUCACGGAACUCAACCGAAUCGAAUCAUCAGGCCGUGGCAAAUGGACCAAGCCUCAAGAUGGUCACCAGACGCUCAAAUCUGUCUUACACGAGCAGCUGUCUGAGCGAAUUCAGCAACUGGGCUCCGAAAAUGAUGUUCUCCGUGACACAUUGGCUUCCCUGGAGACAGACUUGGUUGACAUGAUGAAAAACGCUUUGAGCAUCAUGUCGGCUGACACCGGAGAUAAUCUGGACGAAUCUGAAUACCUGAACGAUGGACACUUUCAGCUCCCAGUCGCGAUGACACAAGAUCGCAUUUCCCUGUCAAUUCGAAACAAGAUGGCACGCCUCAAGCAACACGUUGACGGGCUACAUUUGACAUCCAACCCAGCACAAUUACAACAGGAAGUUGAAGAGCUUCGGGCUGUUGUUGAGCAACAGCAAGCCUUGCUUCUCAAUUCAUCGGACCACAGGUACGAAGAAAAGAGUUUUCUUCAGCCCACCCCGCAAAAGGACCGUCGAGCCGCAACCGAUUUUCAGGAUCAAGAACAACGCUUGCGACGUGACAGGGAAGCGCUGGAUGCGCUCGCUGCUCGGCUUGGCAAAGAGUCGGACGCGAUUCGCGCUGAGCGCCUUCAGUUGGAAAAGGAACGCCAUUUGACAUCCAGCUGGCUUCAUGGCGAUGCGUAAAUUUAACGACAAAUUGUUAAAAAAAAUUGAUAAUAAA
Molecule: messenger RNA, 1325 nt
Organism: Monosiga brevicollis MX1
Lineage: Eukaryota; Choanoflagellata; Craspedida; Salpingoecidae
Exons: 15
Coding region: 14-1288 (424 amino acids)
Source: RefSeq, a predicted model, not a curated record